Messenger RNA from Cervus elaphus (red deer), 1509 nucleotides. RefSeq names its product canopy FGF signaling regulator 4 (gene CNPY4). The transcript has 6 exons. NCBI's taxonomy places the organism in Eukaryota, Metazoa, Chordata, Mammalia, Artiodactyla, Cervidae. The coding region runs from base 108 to 866 and encodes 252 amino acids. Gene Ontology annotation, molecular function: signaling receptor binding. The record is from RefSeq and is a predicted model, not a curated record. Gene Ontology annotation, cellular component: endomembrane system.
CGGCACUGCGCGUGCGCCUCCCAGGCCAGGUUGGAUUAAAGUUGCCGCCGACCGCCUGGGGAUUUAAAGGGCCCGCUGCCUGCUCGAAGUUGGUUUGAAAGUGAGGGAUGGUUAGCUGUGGACGGCACUUGGUCAUGGGACCUGUGCGGUUGGGAACGUUGCUUUUCAUUUUGACUGUGUACGGUGCUUGGGCUGGGACGCCGAAGGAGGAGGACGAUGACACAGAACGCUUGCCCAGCAAAUGCGAAGUAUGUAAACUCCUGAGCCUGGAGCUACAGGAAGAGCUGAGUCGUACUGGCCGAUCUCGAGAGGUGCUGGAGCUGGGGCAGGUGCUGGACACAGGCAAGAGGAAGAGACACAUCCCUUACAGCGUUUCAGAGACAAGGCUGGAAGAGGCCUUGGAGAAUUUAUGUGAGCGGAUCCUGGAUUACAGUGUUCACGCUGAGCGCAAGGGCUCAUUGAGAUACGCCAAGGGGCAGAGUCAGACCAUGGCGACGCUGAAAGGCCUGGUGCAGAAGGGGGUGAAGGUGGAUCUGGGGAUCCCUCUGGAGUUGUGGGACGAGCCCAGCGUGGAGGUCACGUUCCUCAAGAAGCAGUGUGAGACCAUGCUGGAGGAGUUUGAAGAUGUCGUGGGAGACUGGUACUUCCACCAUCAGGAGCAGCCCCUACAGCAUUUUCUCUGUGAAGGUCAUGUGCUUCCAGCUUCUGAAACUGCAUGUCUACAGGAAACUUGGACUGGAAAGGAGAAGAUCACAGAUGGGCAAGAGAAGACUGAAGAGGAGGAGCAAGAUCAGGAGGAGGAGGAGGAAGAGGAGGAGAUGACUAACACACCGGUCCACUCCCAGCAUGACCCAGAGGAUCUUUGACCCUUGCCUUUGAGCCCCCAGGAGGGACAGGGGUCAUGGAGAACCCUCUGAAGUCUGAGCUCUCCUUGUCCCACAGCUUUAAGAGUGUGUGUAUGUGUGAGUGACCCCACCUUACAGCUUGUAGCUCUUCUCUCCCAUCUGGUCUCAGGCAGGAUCCUGGUGGUGUAGCAUUGCCUGGCUAUGGAGAGAAAGGUGGAAGCAGUAGAUAGAAGCCCGGCCCCAGCAGAUGAGUCCUCUAAAUGCCAUUUGGCCCCUUCUCAGGUGUGUGUGGUGACCGUAUUGUUAUUUGAAUAUCUCCACUACUGCCCACUGGACCCAGAGGUCAGCUGGGCAUAGGAGCAGUGGACCCUGGCAAAGUCCCUUUGCCCCUUGAAGGUCUGUUUUUAGACUCUUAAAACAGAGAAGACAGAAUGGACAUUCUGAACAACCUAUACACACCGCUGGCAUCUAGGAGGCUACAUGCCACCAAUCUGUGAACGGGAAGGGGACACUGGAUGGGGACAGGGCAACACUGAUAAGUUAGAUGAAGUUAGAUGGGGUAGACACUUUGGUCUACUUCGUAGUAAUUUCACCGAGAGACGACCAUGUAACAUCAAAGGUGCCAAAUUUUCUAUAACGCUAGUAAACUUUUUUUUUAAUAUCA